GAGCGUCGUGUUAUGCGCACUUGGCGUGAGCGUGUUCGAGGGGGGGGACUUUCUUCUUAUCCUCCACAAUUUCCUCGACAGUUUCAAACCUUGCUCCAUCUUUCAUGGUCUACAAUGCAUCUUCGGGACCGAGAAGAACGUGUCAAAGACCUUGUUAUGGCCGCAAGAUAUGAAAAACAGCGUGUGGAGACAACUCCGGAGGCAAUGCUGCCACCAAUGCCCAAUUUAUCUGAUCUGCGUCCAUAUCCUAGUACAUUGGGUCUUACCUAUAAUGGCCACAUUGGUCGCGUUACAUGUCUUAGCAUAUCUCCAUGCGGCCAGUGGUUGGCCAGCAUCUCUCCUGUUGAUGGUUGCCUUCGCAUCUGGGAAACAGAAACUAACUAUUGCUUUCGGUGUUAUCGCUUACUUCCUGGAAAUCUCCGCGCCUUAAGACAAGCCAAUGAAUGGCGUUCGGUUGUCCUAGGAAAGCAGAAGAGGAAAUGUGAGAAAGUCCAGAAGAUUAAUGAAAAUAGUCAAGAUGACCUUCAGGAAGUACCACAACAAGGAGCUGAAAGUGAUGAUGAAUCUGGUUGGACCUACCAUCGACCUAAUGCUCUGGUUGCUUGGAAUCCUAACCCAGAUAUCCACUUGGUUGCAGCAGCCAUGUUAGUAUUAAUGAUAUAUUGA
Messenger RNA from Protopolystoma xenopodis, 666 nucleotides. Lineage: Eukaryota; Metazoa; Platyhelminthes; Monogenea; Polystomatidea; Polystomatidae. The record is from the annotation of a GenBank genome assembly.